UUUGUGUCAAAUUGACAAAAUGAAGUGUAUCAAAUAAAGACUGAAAAAAAUAUAAAAACAAACAAAAAAACAAUAAGAUGUCGCGUAAAGAAAUGUCAGAGAGCGGGGAAACUCUAGCAGUGAUUAGAGAAGAGCAGCUGUCACCAACUUCUUCAUCAGUAAAGUUAGACGCUAAUGUACAGAAGUACAACGUACAAUCAACACCACGAUGUAAAUGUCUCACACAGAAGAAUAAACAAAUAUCUAAAGAUGAAGUCGAUGAAUUACUGAAAGAGCAAGAAGAGAGUCUAAGAGAAGAAUAUGAAAGAAGAUUAGAUCGAGAGAUUCAAAGUUUAAAGGAAAGAUUUGAUUUUAUCUUGGAAAAUGAACAGAUACGUACAUCUUAUAUGCUAUGCGAAGCUCACAGGGAGAGGAAAGAAAAGAUCAGCGCGCUACAAACCCAGCUCGAGUGUAAGAACCUUGCGGGGUUGAUGUACGUCCUUUGUUCAGAGAGGAGAAAGAGCAAGCUGGAGAAGAUGCAGAUGGCACAAGAAUAUACAAAAUACAUUGACGUGUUACAAGAGACGUUAAUUGACGCGCAAGCGUUGAUACUUCGCCUUGUAAACGGAUACAAAACCGGAUCCAAGCUCGAUGAAAGUUGGCGAAAUAAAAUGAAUGAAGUCAUAAAAGAGUAUCAAAGUUUCGUGAACAAUUUCGUGAACGACACGCCUGAAAUGAACCAGUACUUCUUCGAUUUAGCCAAGCUGAUCGAGACUGAGUUGCCUGUCUUCAAACCAGCUGCCGCGGAGUCUAAGAUCUCUAUUACGGAGCCGAAAUUAAGUGAAAUAGGACAAACAGAGGACAGACCAUGGUUCGAUAUGUUAGAAGGUAGCAACGCACCAUUCGUAAUGUACGGGGACAUGGCUGAUUUCAAACCGAAUCUACGCAGAAAUGUAUUGAAGACAUUAAAAUCUACCAAAGAACCGCCAGACGAAUGGGAACAUUACGUUAUCAACGACACAUUCGUAAAAUCGCAAUGCCCCAACGCGGGCCUAAUUAAAGACGAAUACCUCAAACUGUUGCCAAAGCCCGGGAAAUGGGAGUGCUCCACCAUACAGACUGACAGAGAGAGUAGCACAAGCCACCGUGUGACACAAGCCAGUGUCGAUAUACGUGGGAACAUGGGCUCUAUACUAAAAAUAAUAGCGUCAUCAGCGUACGGUCAGCCAGCAACAAGGGCGACUAUUCUUGGAGCUAGGGACUCCAUGGAGAUUGCUUCCACAACUAAACUGCGCGAAAAAGUUAGAAAUUCGGUACAGAAUAAAGUCGUCAUAAACAUUGGAAAUAAACGGACAACGAAGUUUGACGAUUACCCAGACAUAAGUCAAGAUUAUUCUGAAGAAGUCGAGACGAUACCUAGACAAGAAGUGUCCCAAGUUGAAGAAGAUGAAAUAAUAGAAGAAUCGUUUUCAGCAUUGGGGAGUAUUCACAACGACAGUAUGCAAGUUAUUCCAAGUCACGUGCCAGAUCAGGACGCCAAGAUUAACUAUGAGAAGGUGUGUCCAAUGGAGGAGUGUCAGAGGAUGCAAGUUGACUCGUUCAUACGUUCUCUUCCGCCGUACAUGCAAGCCAACCCAUACAUGCGCUUUGAGAAAACAUAUGAGGAAUAUGAACCAUGUAGUCCUGAACAACUGGACAUACUGAGACAGCGUAUAGAGAACAAGAAGAGGAAAUCCAAGCUGGAUGUGACUGCUGGCGAGGAGUCACCUCUGCAGGAAUGGGACCAGAGAAGCAACACUGUGGCCGCGCAGACAUCCGCGUUCACACUACCGCCCUGCACAUGUCCCGUUAACUCUACCGUUGAGGAAAACGUACAUGGGAUUGUGUACAACAUUGAAGAUUUGCUGCCCGUGAAGCGAGCUAUAAACGAAAUCAACAAGAAAUUCUUCUUUGACAGUACUAUUGAGUUCAAUAGAUUCAAAGUGGUGGGACAGAAUGGUGACAGCACAACACAUAUGAUGGAAAGAAAAAAAGACAACAGAUUCUAUGAAAUACAAAAUAUGCUGAGACAACGACCGAGUUUGUGCGACAUGUUGCCCAACAAUGCACGAUGAAAGCAAACAUAUGACCUGUUUAUUCAUCUACACAGUUAUGCUGCCCUAAUCCAAUUCACUCUGACAAUCGUAACAAGAUUUAUCUUGGAUAGUCUUAACUUCAAUUUCUUGUAUCGAUAGAUAUGUAAUAUAUUGAUAAUUAAUCUGAGGCAAAAAAAAGUAAUAGAAAAAGGCCUUCAGAGUUCUUUUGUUCAAAAUGUUCGAAAAUCAAAUUUCGAUUAAACGUCAAAAUAAUAUGACGUCAUCGAUAGAUUAUAUUAUCUAUGCUUGUACUUUUGACAAAAUCGUCGAUUUUGACGAAUUUGUCGAAUCUUUAUAUUAAUUUUGAAAUUCGAAUGCAUUCAUAUUAAGGGCCUUCGCACACUAGAGACUCAGUCGGCGAAUAGUGCGCUUAAUAUAAGCAUGUAAAUUGUGUAACGUGCGCAUCUCCCAUAUAUGCUCAUACUGAUUAAGCGUAGGAUCAAAUAAUCGGACGCCUAAAUCGCUAGUAUGUGGGCCCUAAAAUCAAACAGAAGCUUCGAUUACGUAAUAUUUGAAAGAAACCAAUAAUUGUCGUUGCAAUUUUAUAUAUAU
This is a messenger RNA of Papilio xuthus (Asian swallowtail), 2666 nucleotides long. RefSeq lists its product as uncharacterized. Bases 78 to 2093 code for a protein of 671 amino acids. NCBI's taxonomy places the organism in Eukaryota, Metazoa, Arthropoda, Insecta, Lepidoptera, Papilionidae. The transcript is spliced from 17 exons. The record is from RefSeq and is a predicted model, not a curated record.